Sander lucioperca (pikeperch) is the source of this 1596-nucleotide messenger RNA. RefSeq names its product electron transfer flavoprotein subunit beta lysine methyltransferase (gene etfbkmt). The coding region runs from base 338 to 1105 and encodes 255 amino acids. Gene Ontology annotation, molecular function: protein-lysine N-methyltransferase activity. Gene Ontology annotation, biological process: peptidyl-lysine trimethylation. The transcript is spliced from 3 exons. Gene Ontology annotation, cellular component: mitochondrial matrix. The record is from RefSeq and is a predicted model, not a curated record. Lineage: Eukaryota; Metazoa; Chordata; Actinopteri; Perciformes; Percidae.
UGUGUUUCCCGUUUUCAGGAGGUCGGUGUCACUUUUGUCUGACACUUUUUUGCAUCCGUGUGGAAAAGCGUGUGGAGCUGAACGAAGGAUUUGACGAGUGUAUUAUUAUCUUUUAUCUGUCAAUAUUUUUGAUGUGUAGAGCUCUAUUUUUAACAGUCAAUGGUAGAGAUAUUUCCCAUUACCGACACCAUCACAUGGUUAUUAGCUGCAGCGAAGCUAUGUGGCCACAGGUAUAAAACAAUUGAACAGUUCUAUAUCUAUGUAUGUGGUUAACAUGACUAGCAAUAACGCUAGCUAACGUGCUAGAUAAGCAGCUAGCUAAUUUCCCAAAAAGUUUAUGACCAUGUCGGGACUUUUAACGCCCCAAAGUCGUAAUGUUAAAGUAUUCAUCAAAGCGUUUAGACAGACAAGGCGAGCUAGAUAUUCAUCAGUUAGCUCUCAGUUAAAUAUCCGCAGCUUUAUUUCAGAGAACACAGAGAUAGUUGGAGAGCAGAGCCUGACCCCAGAAGUCAAACUUAGACUGUUCACCCCGAACUGCAGAUUUUGGAGAGAAAGACCAGAGCUCUGGCCUUUUGAUGACCCGUACUGGGCCAUAUACUGGCCAGGAGGACAGGCACUCUCAAGGUAUCUCCUUGAUAACCCUGCAGUGUGUCGGGGUAAGACAGUUCUGGAUCUGGGGAGCGGUUGUGGAGCCUCGGCCAUCGCUGCAAAACUAUGUGGUGCUGCUCAUGUAGUUGCCAAUGACAUUGACACUGUUGCAGCGGUUGCGACCCACAUGAACUUUGAGUUGAACGGCUUGGAGCCAGCUGUUUGUUUGUCUAACAACAUGAUUGGUUCACAACCCGAGGGCUUUGACCUGAUCCUCCUAGGAGACAUGUUCUACGAAGAGGCCCUCGCCACCAGCCUUCACAACUGGCUGGAUCGCUGCAUCAGAACCCAAGGCACCAAAGUCCUGAUUGGAGAUCCUGGAAGAGCUCAGUUUGAGGAACACGGAAUCCGACGACUCCUGCGUCAGCUGGCUCAGUUUGAGCUUCCUGAGUCUGUCAGAGAAGAGAACUACGGUCUGACCUGCAGCAGAGUUUGGUGCUACCAUCCUGAACUCUGAGGACCGGAGAGGAUCCUCUGUGCUUUUUUGUUUGAAUGUGAUAAAUAUGAACUCACCUGCUGUGAGAGGUGUUAUGUGUUUGCUUUGUACUUAUCUUCUUCAGUCAGGGUCACUCAGUUCAGUUGUCACUUGUUGCCUUACGAAAAUACUAUCUCCCAAUACGACAAAGCAAAAUCUUUAUAUGUGGAUGUUUCAUUUCCUGUACUUUUGUUGUUUUGUAAAUAAUAUAGUUUACAUACAUUCAAAAGCAAAACAAAGUAUAGGAACUACUGACCAAUAUGGAGCCCCCCUAUGUUCAAUUAUUAAUGGAUGAAUAUGUAAUUAUGAAACAAAGACUCUCAUAACUGAAUCUGUUUUUUUAAUUUUUAAAUAUUGACUUUGGGCUCCACAGUGUGACUGAUUUUUGUGGUUAAAUAAUUAACAGCUUUCUGCUUUUCAUUAUUUAACACAAAUCUUGGCCCUUGUUUCAUAAUAGAUGUGUCAUGCAGCAA